Gracilinanus agilis (Agile Gracile Mouse Opossum) is the source of this 2139-nucleotide messenger RNA. RefSeq names its product biotinidase (gene BTD). Bases 69 to 1598 code for a protein of 509 amino acids. Lineage: Eukaryota; Metazoa; Chordata; Mammalia; Didelphimorphia; Didelphidae. The transcript has 4 exons. Gene Ontology annotation, molecular function: hydrolase activity, acting on carbon-nitrogen (but not peptide) bonds, in linear amides. The record is from RefSeq and is a predicted model, not a curated record.
CUCGGAGUGGGAGACGGGAUUGGCACGUGACUGACUCAGCUGAGCUGCACAGAUUCCUCGCCUGCACCAUGCUCGGGGCCGGCCCUGCCCUGGGCCUCCUCCUCCUCUGCCACCAGGCCCUCCUGGCCCCCGGCCUGCCCGAUGGCCGCUACGUGGCCGCCGUCUAUGAAUAUCCGUCCAUCCUGAGCGCCAACCCGGAGGCCCUCAUCGACCGGAGCUCGGCCCUGGAGUUCAUGAACCGGAAUCUGGAUCGCUACGAAGAGCAGGUCGUGGCGGCCGCUAAGCAGGGCGUGCAGAUCAUUGUAUUUCCAGAAGACGGGAUUCAUGGAUUCAACUUCACCAGGCGUUCCAUAUACCCAUUUCUGGACUUUCUUCCAGCUCUCCAGUCUGGGAAAUGGAACCCGUGCCUGGAACCACAGAAGUUCAACGACACAGAGGUGCUGCAGCGCCUGAGCUGCCUGGCCAUCAGGGGCCGGCUGUUCCUGGUGGCUAACCUGGGGACCAAGCAGCCCUGCAACGGGACCGACCCGGGAUGCCCGCCGGAUGGGCGCUACCAGUUCAACACGAACGUCGUCUUCGACGAUAACGGCACCCUCGUGACCAGCUACCGCAAGCAGAACCUCUAUUUUGAAUACUCCUUCGACACCCCUUCGGCCGUGGACUACAGCAUCUUCGAGACGCCUUUUGCCGGCAAGUUUGGCGUCUUUACUUGCUUCGACAUGUUGUUCUUUGAACCCACCGUGCGGCUCGUGACGGACUUCGGGGUGAAACAUAUCGUGUUUCCGACCGCGUGGAUGGACCAGCUCCCCCUGCUGGCGGGAAUAGAACUUCAACAAGCGUUCGCUGUUGUUUUCAACGUCAACGUGCUGGCGGCCAACCUCCACCACCCACACCUGGGCAUGACGAGCAGCGGCAUCCACACGCCUCACGGGUCCUUUUGGUACCACAACGCGGAGAGCCUCGAAGGCAAACUGAUAGUAGCCAACAUAGCCGCGGAGCCCGGAGACGGAGGCCCGCUGUGGAACAGCCCCCGCGAGGCUCCCGAGUCCGACGGAAGGUUCUCGUGGGAGGAUGGGACCUGCGAGGGCGGUGCGGACACUCCGUGCGGCGAGCCGCCGGAAGGGGCCCCGGCCACGCCGGCCACGUUUCACGGAGAGAUGAUGUACGACAAUUUCACGUUCGUGCCUCUGCGGGAGAACCGUGGCCGCCUCCGCCUGUGCGCCGGCGCCCUGUGCUGUGAGCUGGACUACCAGAGGCGCGGCUUGUCCGGGGAGCUCUACGCGCUCGGGGUCCUCGACGACCUUCACACGGUCCACGGCACUUACUACCUCCAAGUGUGCGCCCUGGUGAAGUGCGGCGGCCCCCGCUGGGACACCUGCGGCCAGGAGACGGCCAGGGCCACCGAGAAGUUCGACUUCCACCUCCGCGGGAACUUCAGCACCUCCUUCGUGUUUCCCAUCUUGCUGACCUCCGGCAUGACGCUGCAGUCCCCGGGCCAGCGGGGCUGGGAAGGCGGCCAUUACUUCAUGAGGAAAAGCCAGCUGACUUCGGGCUUAGUGACGGCCGCUCUGUACGGACGCUGGUACGAGAGGGAUUAGUGGCACGAGCAGGGGCUCGGGCUGGGCUCUGGGGCACAAGCGUUGGCCAACACGGCUGGGACUCUAAUGGAAACCAGAAAUGAUUGGGAGCUGCAGAGGAGGGGCGAGAAGCCGGCAGGACGGGCACUGCGCGGGGAAUGGUGGGAGGCCCAAACUCCAUCUGGUGAGAGAAGUUCAUUCAGUUGUGGGAACCGGGAGAAACCUUACAGCAUUGUGUGGGAAGCCGGGCCUCCCCAGCCCGAUCCACCAGUUCUCUUUUCCGUGCCCCUUGGAUGGAUGGGGAGGGGGGAGGGGAGACCCUUUCCUCCAGGCAGAGACCCGCAGCCGGUCCCUGUGCCCUACUUUCAAACAAUUAGGAAUUGGAUUAUCUAAUGUUGGAAUCUUUCCUUUUAACAAAUUGAUCUUGUUGGAUUGUUUUUUAAUGUAUAAAAGUCUGUCCGUCUCUUCCUGUGUGGUGUCCAGCCCUGAAAUGAGGAAGGGGCCGUCCCAAUUUGUUGAGCCCUUGUCCUGGAUUGCUGAAUAAAUCAAUAUGCUCAGAAGA